Messenger RNA from Orbicella faveolata, 4744 nucleotides. Its product is annotated as E3 ubiquitin-protein ligase TRIM45-like. NCBI's taxonomy places the organism in Eukaryota, Metazoa, Cnidaria, Anthozoa, Scleractinia, Merulinidae. The record is from RefSeq and is a predicted model, not a curated record. Gene Ontology annotation, molecular function: protein binding; zinc ion binding.
UAAAAGUACUCUACGUAGCCUAAAACAGCGUUUUAAAGCAUACGAGAGAAAACGGUCGUUGGGUGCCCCUGAUAUAUGUACAUAUGCAAAAGUUAGAUAAAAAUAAAUGUGUCAAAAUACCACGAUAAAUAAAUAGUAAUUCCUAGUUACAAGUUACUUUACUUAUUUCACAUAUUUCAAAUAUUCAGAUAUUCAAAAAUUUCAAAUCUUCAUUAAUGGAUUUAGUUAAAUGUACUGAGGUUAUAAUUCAGCUUCUUUAAUUUAUUAAUUAAAUUAAAUUAUCAAUUAAACAACGUGUGAAUUAAGCAAGGUUGUUUGAUGCUUUGAGUUUAUAUUGAUUCUCGGUGAACCAAUUGCUUUGUUUAAUUUUAAAUGUGAAAAAUGGAAAUAAGCAAGCCAAAAGUAAGGUCCACCAUAAAUAUACAAAAAAACGACCGUGAGCAAUACUUUUUUCCGGUUCAGUCGAACUGGCAUUUUUGUUACACGUUGCUUCUUUUACAACUUGCUUGUAAAUCCCUCAAUGCUUGACUUUGUUUUGGAUCCAGGAAAGCCUAACCUGCGUAGCAGGCACCCUAUCCGAGCAAUAGGGAACGAGCGAGGCGCUUAUAUGUAGGGCGGCCUUUUUCCGCGAGAACACGCGCGCACGUGUAGAAACGCGAGCGAUAGGAAAGAGCGCCUGCAAGAGAAGGCCAAACACCGCUCAAACUCACCUUUUGUUACUCAAAUACCCCCUUUUAUCACUCAAGCGCGUGCUAUGCAGAUAAUGAAACCGGAGUUACUAACAACUUGCAUGCUCAUUAAUACAUUUCAAAAAUCGUCUAUUCCCACGCGAGCCCUAGUCUCAUUUCUCUCUUUGAGUUGUUUAGUGGCUUUUUUGAAGAACCAUAAAGUUCACUUCAACCCGAUCAAAUAAGGGACUGCACAGAGGCUGAACUGAAUUGUUCAAAAGGCCUGAAAACAUCAACAGAGGCGGGAAUGCACUGCAGUUUAGCGCUAUAUUGAUGUCAUUAAAUUUUCAUUCAUCCCAAGCGACAAAAUCAUAAAUGGAGAACUGCAUGGAAUCACUAAGUAUUCGCCAAUUGGUAAAAACGGGCUAAUUGGGUACUACAUCGGUACAGGAUGCUUAUUUUACUUGCAUCUUAACUUGUUGUUUUCGUGGUCGGUUAGUCGACUGCCUUAUUUAGAAUAUAUUUAGAAUAUUUGAAUUGCUCAAUCAAAUUAAAGAAGGCCGGUAUAUUGUAAAGCGCACGCAUUAAAAUGAGUAGCCAUCAUGGCAAAAAAAAGCUCUUUGACUGACUUAGGGCUUUUCAAUCAAAGGGACUCCAGAUGUACUAUCGCGGGUAAAUACAGUACAGGGAUAUGGGAUCACAGUAAAACUCGGAGAAAGGCUAAAAAGGAGGACGAAGCCGCAAUCAUUAGUGGUCACCUGUUUUAUACCCAAGAGAGACGAGAGACGAGUGAACUGACUGACGAGGUCACGAAAGUUAUAAGGAAAAGGAUUUCUAACCACAACUCGGUCUUGCAUAUUGCAACGCGUAUUGUUAUUCGUAGUCACGCUAUAGGAGCCACGUCGUUGUCAGUUCCCAGUUUUCUGAGAACAACUCCGCGAGACCACGUGACUCUCCGUUAACCCGCACUGAGACGGACAAACUCCGUUGAUGCUGACUUGUGUGAUUUAACGCCCACACAAAAACGGUCUCUUGUAAGGAAAUGCUACGAGUCUUUUUAGAAAGAAAAUAAUUGAAAUAAAGACUUGCAAGCAGUACAUUUUUGUUGUGAUUAGUGAUUGAGUGACUUCUGAACAGCGAGCAUGAACACAUCUGUUACGUCAGAGUUACAUUCUUGAGAGUCACGAUCAGUUUCCAAGAUAAAAUGACAAUGGUUAAAAUAUUGCUCCAUGAUUGGUUUGUACAACGAAAAAGAUUAUCAUAUUAAAAACAGCCGAUCCUUAGAAAAGCCAAGGACAAGAAGGCAGCGAGAAACAUUACUUCGUUCUCUUGUUUCUGAAGACAAAAUGGAUAUCAAAACGUUGCUCCAUAAUCUCCGUGAAGAAGUGUCUUGCUCGGUGUGUUCCGACAUAUUUACCGAUCCAAAACAUCUGCCAUGCUUACACAGUUUCUGUCUGCGCUGCUUGAAACAAUGGCAUAGUACGAGCCAUGGCUGCGACACCAUCAGAUGCCCGAAAUGUCAAGCCGUUAGCAGAGUCCCUGAAAGUGGUGAUCUGAAAGAUCUUCCAACCAGUUUUUAUCUGAAUGGCUUGAUUGAUGUGCUGGAAAUAAAAGAGUGCCGAAGUAGUCAAGGAAGAUGCGGAAAUUGUGAGAAGAAAAGUUCCGGGAAUUCUUAUUGUUUCCAGUGUUGCAUGUUGUGUUGUCAAGAGUGCGUAACUGCGCACAACAUCAUGCGAAGUAAUAAUGAUCACCGUGUUCUGGCGCUAAAAGAUUUUGAAGAGAAGGACUAUGAGGAUGUGCUAAAGCGACCAGUUUUUUGCGCAAAGCAGCGGCACGAGAAAGAAGAGCUCAAGUAUUUUUGUAAGAACUGCGAAAGGGCAGUUUGCCAAACUUGCGUUUUAAUAGAUCAUCCUGGUCACGCUUUGGAGCACAUAGAGGAAGAAGCCGAAAGACAAAAGUUUGAAAUAAAAUCAAUGAUUGAAACACAGAAGCAUAAUUUACAAGAAAAGAUGAACGCUGUCAGUAAACUUGAUGAAGACUACGCGAAGCUGAUACAACAUCGCGAAGAGGUGAUGAGAGACGUUCAGAGGACUGUUGACAAUUUAAUUGCCAAUAUUGAAGCAAAGAAGCAAACAAUUUUUGCAGCAAUGGAAGACCAAGCAAAGAAGUCUCUUGAAAGUCUAAUAACGCAAAAGACCGAGAUCGAGCAUCAAAUAGAAGUGAUCGAAACAUUGUUGGAUAAAGCUGAUAAAGUUUUAACACGAAGUACAAACGCAGAAGUCGUUCAAGUGAAAAAUUCAUUAGAAACAAUCUUGGAGGGAGUCGAUCAAACUACUAAGCCAGCUGAGCGUGACCCGAAACGUCUGCCGAUUUUGGUUUUCGUGGAAAAUCAAAAAAUGCUGGAGAUGGUCAACACCGAAGAAAUUGGAACACUAGAAAUACUGCAGCAAACUGAAGCAAGUCAAUCUGUCGUUGAAGGCAGAGGACUAGGAGAAGGAACUGUUGGAUGUGAAGCACAGUUUGUUCUGACCACAAAAAACGCAGAGGGAAAACAGUGUCACAAUAAACACGACCGUGUAAUGGUAGAGAUCAGGGACGAACAAGGACGAGAAUGCGCGACGGAAGUGCGAAUAAAUGACAAUAAGGAUGGAAACUACAAGAUUAGUUAUUCACUCAAAGAUCAAGGCAAAUACAAAGUGACAGUAAGGGUAAACGGAAAAACCAUUCGUGAAAGCCCUUUUUCUGUUGAGAUGAAAUUAUUUCAAUUCAGACCUGUUUUAUCUUUUGGAACAGAGGGUUCGUCAGUUCGAAUUUUAAACUAUCCCUGGGGCGUGGCAGUAAAUGCCAGGGACGAGAUAGCUGUAACCGACUGUUUAAACCACAGAGCUCUAAUCUUCAAUAGUGAUGGAAAUUACUUAAGAUCUUUUGGUCGGCAAGGUAGCAAUGCGGGGGAAUUUAAGUUUCCAAGGGGAAUAACCUUUUCUAAAAAUGGAAAUGUUUUCGUAGCAGACAAAAUUAACCACAGGAUCCAGAUUUUUAGUGGGGAGGGUGAGUACGUGGGUAUGUUUGGUGGAAAAGGAAGCCUUGAUAGUCAGCUCUAUAAUCCUUUAGGUCUAUCUGUAGACAGUGAUGGAAACAUUAUUGUUGCUGAUACAGGUAACAAACUGAUUAAGAUCUUUUCUCCUGAUGGCAAGUUUCUAAUGAAGAUAGGUGGGCAGGGUUCUUUUACUUUUCCUAUCCACUGUGUUCAGUGCGAUAGAUAUCUCAUAGUGUCAGACUACCAAGAACAUUGUAUAAAGGUUUUCGAUAGAAAUGGAACCUUUCAGUACAAGUUUGGAAAACAGGGUGGAGGGGACGGGGAGUUUAAUUAUCUUAGCUGUUUGUCAGUGAACAAGUCAGGUCACCUGAUGGUGUGUGAUACAAGUAAUUACAGAAUACAAGUAUUUCAACUGAGUGGGAAGUUUGUUGGUAAGUAUGGAAGAGAGGGAAGCAGUCUUGGAGAAUUUAAGUCUCCACAGUCUCUAGCAGUUCUUAGUAAUAGUCGAAUUGUUGUUUGUGACAGGAAUAACAAUCGUAUUCAGAUAUUGUAGUGAGAAUUUUCCUGUCCAUACAAAAAAAAAAAAAAAAAAAAACGAGUUUUGUAGUUGGUUAAUUUGCAUUGUUCUGAAGUGAUUCAAAACAGUUUUUUUUUAGUUUUCAGUUUGUUAAUCCGCUUGAGAAAAAGUUACAGAUGCGGGUAUCAUAUCAUGUUAUUGUUGGAAACAAUUAUAAAGAUUUAUUUUAAUGUAAGCUGGUAGGUUUAACUUCUCAGGGAUUUUCUCUUUGUCAGGGGUGGAGUGGGGAAGGCAAGUCCGAAACUUUCGCUUUUGGUUAGGAUGGAUAACUAGUAUUGCGUUCACAUUAGGCCGAAAAAGGUUGAGUUCUUGCUUCCGGGAAAGUGUUCACUUUGCUGUAGCAAGCGUUGCCGCACGAAGAGCUUUUACCGCAUCCUGGCCGCGCGCAAAUUGGAGUGAGAGCAAAACAAUCGACGAAGCAAACGUUGGUACCACCCGGCUUCGUCGAUUUUUUUGCUCUCG